Molecule: messenger RNA, 4714 nt
Organism: Manis javanica (Malayan pangolin)
Lineage: Eukaryota; Metazoa; Chordata; Mammalia; Pholidota; Manidae
Gene: UTP15
Product: UTP15 small subunit processome component
Biological process (GO): positive regulation of transcription by RNA polymerase I; rRNA processing
Cellular component (GO): nucleolus
Molecular function (GO): protein binding
Source: RefSeq, a predicted model, not a curated record
CUUCCUGCGACGGGCCUGGCGGUUCUGUCGCCAUGUGUUUCUGUGGCUCGCUUCAGGAUCCGCGUGAUUUCUCCCAAGUGAUCCUCGACAGUGCGGGGAGGGUGCUGACGGAGUCCAAAAAAUUCUCCUUGAAGCCGGGGUGCCCUGGCGGACCCUCAAGGGACCAGCUGAGACAUAAGACAGAGUCUCUCUAAUUAUUUCUGACAUCGGUUUCAAAAUUUACCUUUGGAUAACAGUCCAAUUAUAUGAAAUUAUGGCUGGUUAUAAGCCAGUAGCUAUUCAGACAUAUCCUAUACUUGGUGAAAAAAUCACCCAAGAUACACUGUACUGGAACAACUAUAAGACCCCUGUUCAGAUCAAGGAGUUUGGUGCAGUGUCAAAAGUAGACUUUUCUCUGCAGCCUCCAUAUAAUUAUGCUGUAACAGCUUCUUCAAGGAUUCAUAUUUAUGGCCGAUACUCUCAGGAACCUAUAAAAACCUUUUCCCGAUUUAAAGAUACAGCGUACUGUGCUACUUUUCGGCAGGAUGGUAGACUGCUUGUGGCUGGCAGUGAAGAUGGUGGAAUUCAGCUUUUUGAUAUAAGUGGGAGGGCUCCCCUCAGGCAGUUUGAAGGCCAUACUAAAGCAGUUCAUACAGUAGAUUUUACAGCUGACAAAUACCAUGUGGUCUCUGGGGCUGAUGAUUAUACAGUUAAAUUCUGGGAUAUUCCAAAUUCCAAAGAACUUCUGACAUUCAGGGAACAUUCUGAUUAUGUGAGGUGUGGAUGUGCUAGCAAACUGAACCCUGAUCUCUUUGUAACAGGUUCAUAUGAUCAUACUGUGAAGAUGUUUGAUGCACGAACCAACAAAAGUGUUACCUCUGUUGAGCACGGGCAGCCUGUGGAGAGUGUCCUGCUUUUUCCCUCUGGAGGUCUUCUGGUAUCAGCAGGAGGUCGUUACAUUAAAGUCUGGGACAUGCUUAAAGGAGGACAGUUGCUAGUGUCUUUGAAAAAUCAUCAUAAAACUGUGACAUGUUUAUGUCUGAGCAGCUGUGGACAGAGAUUACUCUCUGGCUCACUGGAUAGGAAGGUGAAAGUAUAUAGUACAACAUCCUAUAAAGUAGUCCACAGUUUUGAUUAUGCAGCUUCAAUUUUGAGUCUUGCACUUGCACAUGAAGAUGAGACAAUAGUUGUAGGAAUGACCAAUGGAAUACUGAGUGUUAAACAUCGGAAAUCUGAGGCAAAGAAGGAUUCUCUUCACAGGAGAAGAAGGCCUGCAUAUCGAACUUACAUUAAAGGAAAAAAUUACAUGAAACAACGGGAUGACAUUUUGAUCAACAGGCCAUCAAAGAAACACCUAGAAUUGUAUGAUAGAGACCUGAAAAAUUUCCGGAUCUCUAAGGCCCUGGACAGAGUCCUUGAGCCCAGUUGUACAAUAAAGACACCUGAGAUUACAGUUUCUAUCAUAAAAGAGCUAAGUCGAAGAGGAGUCCUUGCAAAUGCCCUUGCAGGUCGGGAUGAAAAGGAAAUCAGUCGUGUUCUUAAUUUUUUGAUAAGGAAUCUGUCUCAGCCAAGAUUUGCUCCUGUUUUGAUCAGUGCUGCUGAAAUAAUUAUUGAUAUAUACCUGCCUGUGGUUGGUCAGUCACCUGUAGUUGAUAAAAAGUUUUUGUUACUUCAAGGGCUUGUAGAAAAGGAGAUUGAUUACCAAAGAGAACUACUAGAAACCUUGGGGAUGAUGGAUAUGCUUUUUGCUACCAUGACGAGGAAAGAAAGCACUUCUGCAUUGCAGCAUACAUCUGAUGGGUUUCUGGAGAGCAAGAAGCUAGAAUCAUAAUGUUGCUUAGUAAGACACAUGAGAACUCCUAAGUUGGAAUAGAUUUGAUUCUAUUAGUGAUUGAAAAGAGAUUCUCUGAUACAUUGACAAAACUUUUUACGCAAGUAAUUUUAAGAAAGAGACUGGAAUAACUAUGAUUGGAAAUAUGUACCUGUUUUAAGACACGGUUUUUUUCACAUAAUAUUUUGAAUAACCUCAUGGCAUCUUUCGCCAGAUCACAGUUUUCUCGGUCAUAGUUUACCUUGGAACAGUUGAUACUAAUUUUAAUACAGUAUAGUACUGUAUCAGCAUUUGUGCAGAAAUUAGAACUCUCAACUCGGAAUCCUGCCAGAGGAAAAGGGCUUCAUUUUUUACUUCUGUCCUGGAAAAUGAUGACGACAAAACAACAAAUAAAUUCUUUCUUCGCUCUGAUCAGUGCCCUUGGGAUUUCCAGGCCCCAGCUGAGCUCACCUCCCACUCAUGACAUCAUCACUUAUCCUAAGUCACUUGUCCUGCUUCAACUGGUAAUAGGAUUAUGUCUCUUGCAAGUGUGGCAUUUCACAGGCCAACUCUGAAUAAUUGACGCUAGUUAGACGUAUAUUCAGAGAGUGUCAUGAGGCAGAUUUGAGACCUAAAAAUUCUGCUCUCCAUGUCAGGUUUCUUUUUAUUUCUUUCAUCUUGACUAUCCUUAUCAGAACAAGGUGUAGAGAUAGACCAUAUUAUUUUUUUUUCUUCUCAAUAUGCAACUUUUCUACCAGGUUUUCAACUUGCUUCAAGUCAGGGGAAUGAUAAAACUUCGCAUUUCUCUUACAAUAAAUAGCCUGUCAGCCUUUUAUGCAUAUGUUUGAAGCUAUUUUAUAGCUACCCACCUCUCUGAAAGCCAUGUCCCCUAAUCUAUAGAUCUUUUCCCUCUAAUCUCCACAAUUUUCUUUUGGAACCCCAGGCCAGAGUAGCUUGCUUCGGAAAGUAGUUGUUUUUCUUUAAAGUGCAAUGUAAAUGAUGUUUUUUUAUAAAGAGAUUCUUACUUUCUUCUUGGCUUUUUGAGAUGUAUCAAUUCCUGAUGGAUAGUCACUGGUUAGUGACUCUAAGUGCACUGACCUUACUACCUCUCCCACCUUCCCCCAAUUCCUAUUCCACCUCAAGAUGUUAGUUAUCUGACAUGCCUUGGGCUAGAAGAACCCUUACUUAAACGAACAUUUCUUAAUGUGAAUUCAGCUAUUUCUAUGUUCUGGUAAGGGCAUAUGCUCAAAAAUAGGGCCUAGUUUUCCUUUCAUUAAUUGAUUGAAGCAAUCAUAACAAUAGUAGCUUAUACAAAACCAGGAGUUUACGUCUCUGAAUAAUUACGAGAGAUGAAUCCAGGUCAGAAACUGUCUUCCUGGUGAGGAGGCUUAAUUUAUUUAAAGAACUUUGUAUUUAAAAGCUUUUAAAAAUCUAACUUCAUAAGUAUGCUGGUAAUUUGUAUACUAGUAAAAAUUACAUUGAAAUUCUACUUAAAGCUAAUUGUCAUUAAGUAUAUAAUAUGUAACAAUGAUUUUCCCAUACAUUAUUUUGUUUGAUUCUCAUCACAAUCACGCAAGGAUGGUAUUCUCAUUUAACUUUGAAUUAACUACUGUAGUUAAUUCACUUCUUGAAUCCUCAAAACUUGAGUCUCUCCUCACUCCAGCACUCUGAUCUCGCCUGCCUGCUGGGGCUGAAAUUACUCAUUUCCCUUAACACUUCACUGAGUGCUGCGGUCUUAGAUGAGAUAUGUAAUGAUUACAGAUUUUCAAAAAGGUUAUGAAACAAUUCCCAAAGCCAUCAAUACUUUUUAUGUUAAGUUCAGGAAUAGUUUUUAUAUGUAUUGGGACAGACUGUUGUAUUUGCCAUUUGAAGUAUUUAAACAAUUACAGUAUGUAACAUUGGCCUUCAGAUUCUAAUUUAAAAUGCCUAACAGAUUUUUAGACUCCAGAAUUUUAGUUGAAAGGUAUUUUAAAAUGUUAACUAAGCCUGAAAAAUACUGAAAUGUUUUAGAGAACUUGGAAAGUCACUAUUCAUUUAAUUUGUUGUAUUUAUAAGAGUUAAGUACUUGGGAAGGUUUUGUUUGUUGGGUCAAGCAUUUGAAGUGCUAUUUACAAGAAAAUCAAAUAUCUUAAAUGCUGUUAAGUUGUGUAAAGGAACCCAGGCUGAAUUUAUAAGUUGCUAAGGGAUUGUUAAUGGGGUUUCAGUUUAAAGAAAUUUAGUUUGUUCACCUUAAAUCAACUCUAUCAAAUGUUUAUAAAAGUCCUCUUGAAAGUGAUUGUUAAAAGGUAUUAUUAGUGUUCUGAAUGGAAUAUUUGUAAGUUAGGCUUAAAAGCUGAAGGAAAGUUGAAAUGCUUAACUUUAACAAGCAACUAUAAAUUGUCUUUCCUAUGAACAAAAUGCCCUUCCAGACACUGAUUGCUAAAUAGGCUGCUUACCUAUUCCCCCUGGCCACAGUUAACUGGACCUAAUAUUCUGCUUGAGAGAGAGUAUGGGGUCAAGAUGGUUUGCUGAAACAACUUCAGUGCUAACAGUUAGUUGAUAUGUAUAACUUGCAUAUUUUUGAAAUGUUCAAUUUGAUAGGUUUUGGCAGGGGUGAGGGUAAUGCACCUGGUUCAAGCCCUGUCUAGGCAGGGGGUUGUAGUUGAGAUUUAUAAUCCAGUUCUUCAUCUGGGAAAGUGCAGAAGCCCGGGGAUGUUGUGCUUGGGUCAGCAGCAGAGACAGCUAGUCUGCAGAGAGAAAGGAGAAUGAAACUGAAGUUCAGAGAAAAUAAGACAAGUCCAUUCUUCCUCAGCAGGUCAGACUGGAGAAGAGAGAAACCAUUUUAAUUUUCAAUGGUUUCUGUUUCCCUUCUGGCUGUACCUACUCUCGUUAGGGGUCCAUAGAAGUCUUUGGAGUCCCUGUAAUAAACUCUCUUUACUUAGGUGA